Teleopsis dalmanni is the source of this 1227-nucleotide messenger RNA. RefSeq lists its product as uncharacterized. The record is from RefSeq and is a predicted model, not a curated record. Bases 1 to 1227 code for a protein of 408 amino acids. The transcript has 5 exons. NCBI's taxonomy places the organism in Eukaryota, Metazoa, Arthropoda, Insecta, Diptera, Diopsidae.
AUGUCUGACACUGACAAAAAUACAUCUAAUCAAAAUUUGGAAGAAAAUGUCGUCGAGAGCGGAGAUCAUGAGGAAUUACCAUGUGAACCACAGGAUGGUGUAAAAACAGCAGAGGAAUUUUCCACAAUAUGUAACGAGUUAACACAAAAACUAACAAAAGAUUUGAGUUCAUGUGAGGCGUUAUGGGAGCUAUUCAUAAGCGCGACUAAAAGCUAUGAUAAUAUUAAGCCUAUGUUACCAUAUCUGCCCAAGUUUGUUAAAAACCGUGAACAUUUAUUGGUAUUGAUUCAGAACACUCCGCAUUUGCGUGAGAUGCGUCGCGAAUGGAUAGAACCAGAUGAAUGUAGUGACAAAUUAUCUAUACUGUUAGUUUAUUGGGUCCUCUUUGAAUUAAAAAUGCCAACAUUUGAAACACUAACUCGCCAAGAGGUUGAUAAAUUGGUCGCUACUUUAAAGGAAACUCGCACCGUUAUUAAGCCCACGUACAUCUUCAACGUAGACUAUAAUGAAAAUUCUGAAGAACAAUUAUUUAUAACCCGAAGCUCUCAAUAUCCAACUAAGUUUUGUUUUUUCGGUUGCCCUGCUAGCAAUUUAUUUGAAAUUCUAAUAAGAGGAUUUAAAGUUUAUAAGCACCAAAAUAAUAGCAACUAUGGCAUACCAUUUAAUAAUCAGAGUUUACUUGUAUUAAAUGACACGCCCAGCACACCAUGUUGGGGAAAGUGUUCAUUCGGUGACUCCUUCCAGGCAGUCGCAUUAUGUGAAUUUAUAGAAAAGCCCGAGUAUUAUCUUGCCAGAUAUGAUGAGCACAACUGUUGCCAAAUACACGUACAACAUCCGGAUAUGGUUCGUAUUCGCUAUGUCUUUUUUUAUUGUGAAAAUGCAAAGGCGCCCACCUCUAAAAGCAUUGAACGAUUUAAAUUGUCGGCUGAAAAUUUGGAACGUUUGCGGAGCAGUGAAAAUAUAACGUUCCGAAGAAACGACAAUAGACGUGUUCAUGAUAAAGAAAGCAUUGAGAAUUUGGAACGUUUGAGGACCAGCAAAAAUAUAACGUUCCGCAGGCAUGAUAGGAGACGUGUUGAUGAUACAGAAACAGACUGUGAGGAAAGACGGACUAAUCCGGUAAUAUUAUCGGUAGAAAUGCUUGUACCGGCAGUUAUGCGCGAAGAUAGUAACCUUAGUCGCAAUUGUCAAAUAAAAGUUAUCGAUAAUAAUCCAACAGGUUCGUAA